UACUGUGAUUCGUAGCAGUGAAAACGAAAGUGAUAGUAUUUAUUGGGCGUGUGCUCUGAACUUGUUUUGCAUUAAGUAGAAAAGUUUAGCUCCGGGCUUCACAAGCUUCACUUCAGAUCAGACGCUGGGUCUCGUUGCUGCGCAGAAGAAUUUGAUGGCUAUGUUUGAUGAUUAUUAUAUAAUAACUCUGGAGGACCUUGAAGAUAUUAAAGAAUCCAUAUCUACUCAGGAUCUCCCAACAGCGGUAAACACAAUCAAAGAAGUCCUUGAAAAACAGGAUCUUGUAGAACUUAACAUUGGUGUGACGGGGGAGUCAGGUUCUGGAAAAUCUACGUUUGUCAAUGCAUUCAGGGGUUUAGGGGAUGAAGAAGAGGACUCUGCGAUAACUGGCCCUGUAGAAACCACUAAAGAGCCUAAAGCUUAUUUUCACCCAAAAUAUAAAAAUGUGAAAGUGUGGGAUCUUCCUGGCAUUGGAACACCAAACUUCAAAGCUGAUGAGUAUCUUAAACUUGUUGAGAUUGAACGUUAUGAUUUUUUCAUCAUCAUCGCUUCAGAUCGGUUCAGAGAAUGCCACAUUCUGCUGGCCAAAGAGAUCAUGAGUAUGGGGAAAACGUUUUAUUUUGUUCGUUCCAAGAUUGACUCAAGCAUUGAUGCUGAGAAGAAGAGUAAGAAGAAAAGCUUUGACCAGAAAAAGACAUUGGAUUCCAUUCGAGAGGACUGUGAAACAGGUCUGAGAAAGAUCGGUAUAGAGGAUCCUGUCGUGUUUUUGAUCUCUAGCUUCGAGCUCGGCAACUAUGAUUUAAACCUUCUGCAGGAUAGAAUGGAGCAAGAGCUUCCACAGCAUAAGAGACUUGUGCUGCUGUUGGCUUUGCCGAAUAUCACAGUGGAGAUCAAUGAGAAAAAGAAGAAAGUAUUAGAGGAAAACAUUGGAAAAGUUGCCUUACUGUCUGCUUUGGUGGCUACAGUCCCUGUUCCUGGUCUUUCAGUUGCUGUGGAUUUUGCCAUUGUUAAAAAGGAGAUAGAAACAUACUACAGUACCUUUGGUCUAGAUGAUCCAUCCCUGCAGAUGCUCUGUGAAAGAUCUGGGAAGACCAUUGACGAAUUCAAAAGUCAAAUGAAGUCCCCACUGAUUGGUGGGAUAAACCCAGCUUCUAUAUUAUCCUUAGCGGGUGCUGCAUCCCUGGUUGUGGCUGAAAAUGCAGUUGAGUAUGCUGUGAGUCUUGUACCCUUACUUGGCACUGUGGUGGCAGGAGGAAUGUCCUAUAUGACAGUCUCAACAAUGCUGAAGAGAGCUCUGAAUGACAUAGCAGAAGAUGCCAAAAACGUGCUAAUGGCUUCAGUGCAGACUGAAGUGUAAACACAGAAUGUGACACAGAAAUUACAUGUAUUCAAGUAGCAUCUGCUUUUAUUCAAAUUCAAUUUCUGUUAGUUAACUAAAUGUGAUCUUGCAUUUCUUAUUUCUUUAACUGAAAUUUACAACUGAAUGCUACAAUCAUGAUACAUUAAAUUUCAAAACAUUUAUCACUUUACUGUUGUAUUCAGUUAUUUUCUCAAUAUGAUAUAAGGCAAACGUUUGACUAUAAUUGCAAUUUGAUUCAAUUUGAGGAACAGUACUCGUUUUGCUUACGUGUCCAAGAUAAAGAUCAGAACAGGAUGUUCACAUGUACAGUACAGGUUUUAACAAUUUAUUGAAUGGCAGUAAAAUCCAAACAAGUUUAGACCAAUGAAAACUCAAAGUGUUUUUGCUGCACCUAUAUUUACAUUUACAGCAGGUUAAGUUUUACAACAUACUGUAUGCAUAGUAAUAAAUGACACAAUUAAUAUUUUAUGGUUUGUAAACAAAACUGUCAGUGGCAGUAAAGUUUCACUGACUCACACUUAAAUCGGCAACCUCACUCCUACAGGUUUAUGCCACUUUAUAAGUGUGUUUGAUCAGGAAUUGAAUUAAACUACUUAAAUUUAAAAAACAAAAUUCUCAUCUUAUUUUUAUUAUAUUUUAUCUUAACAAUAAAAUAACACAAUGAUGUGUUCUUUAUUCUUCCCUCAGUUACACCCAUUUAACACUUUUACAGCAUAUCAUUUAUAUAAUUAGGUCAUGCUGAUACUAAUUUCACCCAAUACAACAUUUUGCUUACUAAGGUUUAUUAUAACAUUACUGUAUUUUUGAUCAAAUCAAGAUUAUUUAGACAAGUGUGAUUAAGUGUCUAACCAAGCAGAUAUAAAUAAACUUCAUAAUAAUAAUAACUAGCUACAAGUGUGAUGUGACAUUAUUUGAAAUCAGGUGAGAUGCACAUUGAACAACUCACUGUUAGAGUAUGUUAAAUGAAUGCUUACAUGCGUGUGUGUGUGUGUAUAUAUAUAUAUAUAUUGCUGUUCAACUAAGAUCCUUUGCACAUUUUCCUCUCCAUUUUCUAAAAGGCCUGAUUUGACCUGUAAAUGCAACGCUCGUGUGAGUCGGCUGGAUGAUGCAUCAUAUCAAUGGCUUCGACCUGUGGUACCUAGCAUCCUCUCCAUGUCUUCACACUGUCCUCCGCCCCAUGUUCUCCGCCGUGGAGUGAAUACCCUUAAUCUUCGACCACUGUGUCAGACAGCGCAGCUUCAGGGAGAUUCCUCUUUAUAUAACGCUCACUCUCUGGUAAACAAAACUUUUUUACUUCACAUGCCUUGGAUAUACUAUGCAUCACAGA
Molecule: messenger RNA, 2687 nt
Organism: Carassius carassius (crucian carp)
Lineage: Eukaryota; Metazoa; Chordata; Actinopteri; Cypriniformes; Cyprinidae
Product: interferon-inducible GTPase 5-like
Exons: 3
Coding region: 155-1357 (400 amino acids)
Cellular component (GO): membrane
Molecular function (GO): GTP binding
Source: RefSeq, a predicted model, not a curated record